AUGACAGACGCAUGGUUCGAAAACGUCAUCGAGUCGGACGGUAUAGAUGGAGAAGGCUGCCGUCGCUCCGAAGCCAUGACCCUAAAACUCUACCUACGCGACGAGAUCUCCAUCGACCAAGCAUCACAACAACUCGCCCUCCCCACCGAGACCUGUGCUUUGCCCGGCGACCCACUCAUCUACCUCUGGGGUGUACUACAAGACGCCAUGGUCGAGCUUCCGCAUUCAGCACAAAAAAUUACACCACUGUUGCUACAACUCCAAAAACGGCCGGAUGUGCGGUUGCGAGAAGAACAGAGAACAGAUGCAUUAAGCGACAAACAAUGGACUCUCUGGAACGAUUUACCUGGAUUCGCGAAUAUGUGGUAUGACAUGCAUUGGUGGUAUUAUGGCUCGCAAUGGCGUGUUGACAAAUUGCGAUUCGAGAACCAAGAUGCAGUGGUCAAUAUACCGCGAAUCGCUGUUGCUGAUGCAUUGUUAUCAGUUUCUGGUAUCCUUGGGGAAAGAGCAAAGGCUGAGGGUUUGGCGAGGUUGGCGCAUACACUUGAAGAUGAAGAUGCUGUUUUGCGUGUAGAGAUCUUAAUCCUCAGGGAAUGGUUGCUCAAUGCUGGAGAUAUGCUUUUUGGAAUGUGUAGAGAUGGGUUUCAGCACGAUCUGUUGGAUAACAGUGUAGAGCUCGAGAAAAAAUCAGUGGGAAAACCAAGACGAGAGUUGUGGAAAGAGGAUAGCGAUGCAAGUCUUCCUCGAUGGCAGUUCUGGAAACAGAGGUUGGGGAACAUAGAACAGGAUAUGGAGCUUGAGGACGACGUCAGAGUAGCUGCAAGGGUUUGCCUUGAAGUCAUGGGACAGUAUUGA
Messenger RNA from Aureobasidium uvarum, 855 nucleotides. The record is from the annotation of a GenBank genome assembly. Lineage: Eukaryota; Fungi; Ascomycota; Dothideomycetes; Dothideales; Saccotheciaceae.